AUUUGACAUUUUAUUGCCGUCAAACAAACACAUAACCAAACAAGCAAUUCAAAAAUCUCCAUUUUUUCGUGUCGUUACAAAUUUGUUAAAUAAAAAGGUCCUGUGACCGACCCAUCAUGAGUAAAUCGGAAAUUCAACUGAACAAUGCACCCAGCGACGUUAUUUCAGCUGUGAAAUUCGGCCCUACGUCUAACCAAUUUUUGCUCGUAAGUUCUUGGGAUGGCACAGUUCAUUUAUACGAUACAGUGGCCAAUACGGUGCGACAAAAAUACUUGCACGACGCUCCUGUACUAGACUGCGCCUUUCAGGGGCCAGCAAAUACUGUCAGCGGCGGUUUGGACAAUACGCUCAAACACUGCGAUCUCAAUUCUCAAGCUGAAACCAUAUUGGGCACUCAUCACGACGCUAUAAAAUGUGUGGAAGUAGCGACAAAAGUGAAUGGAAUACUGACGGGCAGUUGGGACAAGACCAUUAAAAUAUGGGACAUACGGGAGAAAGAAUGCGUCGGCACAUACGAACAAUGCAAUGGUAGAGUCUACUCAAUGAGUGUGAUCGAUGAGAAGAUUGCGGUUGCCACUUCGGAACGAAAAGUUAUCAUUUGGGAUCUACGGAACAUGCACCAGUAUCUGAUUCGUCGCGAAUCGUCGCUGAAAUACCAAACCAGAGCAAUCAAAAUUUCACCGAACAAAGAAGGCUAUGUGAUGAGUUCGAUUGAGGGUCGUGUGGCUGUGGAAUACUUUGAUCCGGAUCCGGAAGUACAAAAACGGAAAUUCGCAUUCAAAUGUCAUCGCAUGAAGGAAAACAACAUUGAGAACAUCCAUCCGGUGAAUGCAAUCAGUUUCCAUAAUGGAUACAACACAUUUGCAACGGGUGGAUCCGACGGUUUCGUAAACAUUUGGGAUGGUUUCAACAAGAAACGCCUUUGCCAAUUCCAUCACUAUGACUCGUCCAUUGCUUCGUUGUCAUUUAGCAACGACGGAAGCACGCUGGCAAUUGCCUGUUCGUAUUUGGAUGAAUUGGAAAAGCCUCCGGAGCCGACACCAGUCCCAACCAUUUACGUGCGAUAUGUUAACGAACAGGAAACCAAACCGAAAUAGAUUUCAUUGCAAAGUGUGAAUGUUCGCCAAAACAUUCACCGAUCUGAAUAAUAAAAAUCCGUUGAACAGAAAA
This is a messenger RNA of Bradysia coprophila, 1170 nucleotides long. RefSeq names its product mitotic checkpoint protein Bub3 (gene Bub3). Gene Ontology annotation, molecular function: protein binding. The record is from RefSeq and is a predicted model, not a curated record. NCBI's taxonomy places the organism in Eukaryota, Metazoa, Arthropoda, Insecta, Diptera, Sciaridae.